CAGUCCCCGCCCCGGGUGUCAGCAGCCGCUGCCGACUGACCGCCCGCCCGACCAGCCCAGCCCAGCCCAGCCCAGUCGCCGCCGCUGCUGCUGCUGCCCGGGCACCAUGUGGCUGAGUCCCGGGGAGGUGACGCUGGCCAGCGCGCUGUGGGUGAGCGAGCGGGCCAACCCGUUCUUCGUGCUGCAGCGGCGGAAGGGUCACGGCGGCGGCGGCGGCCUGGCCGGACUCCUGGUGGGAACGCUGGACGUUGUGUUGGACUCGAGCGCAAGAGUCGCCCCUUACAGGAUCAUCCACCAGACGCAGGAGUCCCAGGUGUACUGGAACAUCGCCAGUGGCAGCUCCAGGAAGGAGAUCACGAAGCACUGGGAGUGGUUGGAAGCCAAUCUCCUGCAGACUCUGUCCGUUUUCGAGAACGAAGAGGAUGUGUCGACCUUCGUCAAGGGCAAGAUCCAGGGAAUCCUUGCCGAGGAAAACAAAAACAAGGAAGCCAAAGAGGAUCAGGAUUCGGGGAAGUUCAAGGAAGCGGAGUUGAAGAUGCAGAAGUUGUUUGGGAUGCCGGAGGAGGAGAAGCUGGUGAAUUAUUAUUCGUGCAGCUACUGGAAGGGACGGGUGCCCUGGCAAGGAUGGGUCUACCUCGGUGUCAACCACCUCUGCUUCUACUCCUUCCUGCUGGGCAAGGAAGUGAGGUUGGUGGUGGGAUGGGUGGACGUGACCCAACUGGAGAAGAAUGCCACGCUACUCCUCCCGGAGUGCAUCAAGGUCAGCACCAGGGACCAGGAGCACUACUUCUCCAUGUUCCUCAACGUGGGCGAGACCUUCAAACUGAUGGAGCAAUUGGCCAACAUCGCCAUGCGCCAACUGUUGGACAACCAGGGGUUCUCCCAGGACAAGGAUCUGCCCAAAGCCACCAACACCAUGAAGCACUCGUCAGCACUCAAACGGGACCUGGAUGCUCGGGCUAAGAGCGAGCGUUACCGCUCCACCUUCCAGCUACCGCGGGACGAGAGGCUGGACGGCCACACCGAGUGCACGCUGUGGACGCCCUUCAAUAAGAUGCACAUCUCUGGACAGAUGUUUGUCUCCAACAACUACAUCUGCUUCGCCAGCAAGGAGGAGGAGAGCUGCAACCUAAUCAUCCCUCUGAGAGAGGUGAGCAUCGUGGAGAAGGCGGACAGCUCCAGUGUCCUCCCCAGCCCUCUCUCCAUCAGCACCAAAAACAAGAUGACCUUCCUCUUCGCCAACCUGAAGGACAGGGACUUCCUGGUGCAACGAAUCUCCGACUUUCUACAGCGCACCCCAUCCCGAAAACUGGCCCGGAGUCCCCUCAGCCCCACCGCCCAGGUUUCGCCCGGGACGGAGCUGACCCCCUCAAUGUGCUCUCUGACGCCGAGCCCAGACUCUGCCACUGACAACAACCGGCUCCUCUUCAGCGACGAGACCACCCCCACCGCCACCCAACCCCUGAUGUGCAUCUUCCGCAGGGACUCCCCCGAGGAGCUCACCCCCAAGAUGGCCAAAGAGAAGAUGAAGGAGGAGUCGUGGAACAUUCACUUCUUUGAGUUUGGCCGUGGGGUGUGCAUGUACCGCACGGCCCGGACGAGAGAGCUCGUGAUCAAGGGUCUUCCCGAGUCACUCAGGGGGGAGCUCUGGCUGCUGUUCUCAGGCGCCCUGAACGAGAUGCAGAUGCACCCCGGCUAUUACGCGGGGCUGGUGCGGGAGUCCAUGGGCAAGGAGAGCUUGGCUACCGAGGAGAUCGAGAGAGACCUGCACCGCUCCAUGCCCGAGCAUCCUGCCUUCCAGAACGAGCUGGGCAUCGCGGCGCUGCGCAGGGUACUGACUGCCUACGCCUUCCGUAACCCCACCAUCGGCUACUGUCAGGCCAUGAACAUAGUGACCUCGGUGCUCCUGCUCUACUGCAAUGAAGAGGAGGCCUUCUGGCUCCUGAUCGCGCUGUGUGAGAGGAUGCUGCCCGACUACUACAACACUCGAGUUGUUGGUGCCCUGGUGGAUCAGGGGGUGUUCGAAGAUCUGACGAGGGAACACCUUCCUCUCCUGUACGAGUGGAUGCAGGAGCUGGGAGUCAUCGGCACCAUCUCCCUCUCCUGGUUCCUCACCCUCUUCCUCAGCGUCAUGCCCUUCGACAGUGCCGUGGUGGUGGUUGACUGCUUCUUCUACGAGGGCAUCAAGGUCAUUUUCCAGGUGUCCCUGGCCGUGCUCGACGCCAACCUGGACCCGCUGCUCAGCUGCUCCGACGAGGGAGAAGCCAUGACCAUCCUCGGCAGGUACCUGGACAAUAUUUGCAACAGGCAGGCUGCCUCACCUCCCAUCCCGCACCUCCACGCCCUACUCACCAGCGGUGAUGACACCCCGACACAGGUCGACAUCUUUGAACUGAUCAAGGCGUCGUACGAGAAAUUCGGAGCGAUCCAGGCGGGGGCCAUCGAACAAAUGCGGUUCAAGCAACGACUGAAGGUGAUACAGACGCUGGAAGAUUCGGCCAAGCGGAGCGUGGUGCGUGCGAUUCUGACGGACACGGCCUUCAGCAUUGAGGAGCUGGAGAACCUCUACGUACUAUUCAAGGCCCAGCACAUGAGCGGCUGUUACUGGGGCGGAGGCAGCACGGUGGAGCGGCGGGAUCUCAGCCUGCCCUACCUGGAGCAAUACCGCAUCGACAGCGCACAGUUCUGCCAGCUCUUCACUGCCCUCAAGCCCUGGGCAUGUGGGCCCCACUCCCCCAUACUGGCACAACGCCUCUUCCGUCUGAUCAACUGCGGCACAGACUCGCUCAUUGGCUUCAAGGAGUUCGUCACAGGCCUGAGUGGGAUGUACCACGGGGACCUGGCCGCCAAGCUGAAGGUGUUGUACAGACUACACUUGCCACCAGCUAUUUGGCCGGAAGAAGAAUCGGCGCUGGAAGCCACUCGGUACUUCACGGAAGAAACUCCAAGGGACAAGCCUUGCAAUGGAGCGGAACCUGGUGGACCACGGAUACAAGAGGGAGCGGGGAACGGGAGAUCAGAGACAGACGAGAAGAGCGAUUCACAGGACUACAGAUACCACCUGAGGGUGUGGGCGCGUGAGAGAGAGGGCGCCAAGCAGACCAUUAAAGAGUUGACUAAAAUGAACCAGGAGCAGUUUAUUGAGCUGUGCAAGACCAUGUACAACCUGUUCAGCGAGGCAGCGGGUGAGAGUGAGCUGUACCAGGCCAUUGCCACUGUUGCCACACUGCUGCUGCAGAUUGGCGAGGUGGGUAAGCAGUUUGCCCGGCCCGCCCAGCGGCCGUGUCUGUGUGCGGGCGGCCGGGGGACCCUGGACCUGGCCGGGGACCUCCUGAAGGACGCGCUGAAGGAUCGUACGGAGGGGCCGGCCUUGGAGAAGACCCCGCUGUCGGAGGAGGAGGGGCAGGAUGACACUUCCAUGUCCUCCUACUCCAUGAUCAGCUCGGGCUCGCUGCCCGGCGAGGAGCUCUCCGAUGAGGCGGUGCUGGUCAGCUGUGAGCUGCCGGGGAUUCCCACCGCUCCCCAGCGCCCCCCCGAAGCUGAGUGGUCCAUCUCCUUUGAGCAGAUCCUGGCCUCCGUGCUGACCGAACCGGUUCUGGUCGGCUUUUUCGAGAGGCGGGUGGACAUAGCCUCGAAGAUAGUCGCCUGCAAGGGUCAGAGGGUGAUGGAGCGGCAGGUCAGCUCGUCCAGUGAGCAAGAGUUUGCUUCGUCCACCAGCUGACUCAACCCAGCCCGUCCAACACCAACGUUCGGGAGGAGCUUCCUAACAACUCCACCGUCCUCGAGCAUUAAAUCCACUCCACAGCCACAUCCCACCACGGACAGCGAUUGUCCUCGAGAAUUUGCCCACUGAGAUCUUCACCCAUUUCUACGGGACUGGUGGGUUUGUAGCCCUGAUUCCUGCCAAUCGUCUGACGAAGGGUCCCGACCCGAAAUGUCACCCAUCCUUUCUCUCUCUAGAGAUGCUGCCUGGCCCGCUGAGUUUCUCCAGCGCUUUGUGUCAACCUUUGGUGUAAGUCAGAAGACACACUUGUGAUUGUCCUCGACCGAGUAUUGACCUGAUCUUGGCCUUUGUUUGGUGAGAUCUCCAUCAAUGAGAAGGACACAAGGAGUCCUGGUUCCUGAUUUUAAUGACAAUACUCUAUCUUAACACAUUAUACACAAUUGAAGA
Amblyraja radiata (thorny skate) is the source of this 4171-nucleotide messenger RNA. It is a transcript of the gene tbc1d9b, whose product is annotated as TBC1 domain family member 9b. Lineage: Eukaryota; Metazoa; Chordata; Chondrichthyes; Rajiformes; Rajidae. The record is from RefSeq and is a predicted model, not a curated record. The transcript has 21 exons. Bases 107 to 3721 code for a protein of 1204 amino acids.